AUGGUAAUGGAUGGGCCUUUCAGAAGGGAUGGUUUCUACAUUGACUGCCACUGCGGUGCAGAUUCUUUGCUCCUGGUGGGAAGGGGGGACAAGGUUCCAUUGCUAUGCUGGGGUAACUGUGCCUGUCCCUUCCUCCUGGCAGACCAGGUACCCACGCCUCCCAUCCUGCCCCCACGCAACAUCCUCAUGGCAUUGCCAGGCAGCGAGACAAAGGACGUGUCUUCUCUCCCUGAAAACUCCAGGGUGGCAGAUGUCAACAAGCUGUCCCUUUCUGAGACACUACUCCAGCGACUGCAGUACCAGGACACAAGCAGUGUCUCUGAUGAGCACCUUAAACUCAUCCAGGAUUACCUGCGAGUUCACAUCAUCAGUGACUUAGAGAUGGUGCAGACCGGUUCAAGCAAUCUUCCCCAGCUGAAGAAGCUGCUGGCACUUCUUUGCAAAGGACUCUUCAGUGAAGCCUCCCGGACCCUUCCAUCUCUGGAGUCCAUCCAGAAGGUGUUUGAGCAGCAGCUGCACCCUGGCAUCCAUCAGCGCUCACAGAUGCUUGGUGAAGCCAGUCCAGUCAAUAUUGUACUGAAACUCAAUCAGCUGAUCUCAUUGCUGUCUUCCAUUGAGGAGAAGGUGAAAACACUGUUGAUCGAAGGUCCUGAUUCAACACACCGCCGUUCCCUCAUCCCCCCUGUAACUUUUGAGGUGAAAGCCGAUUCUCUGGGAAUUUUCUCAAAAAUACAUCUCAAGGUUGACGUGGAAAUGGGAAAACUGAUUAUCAAGAGAGCUAAGGAUGGCCCAGAAGACAAAUUUUAUACUCAUAAGAAAAUCUUGCAGCUUAUCAAGUCUCAGAAGGUCCCUAACAAACUGGUCAUCGUGCUGGAAACAGAAAAAGAAAAAACACAGCGGAAGGAAUAUGUUUUUUCUGAUUCCAAGAAGAGAGAAGGGUUCUGCCAGCUUCUGCAGCAGAUGAAGAAUAAACACUCCGAGCAACCAGAGCCUGAUAUGAUCACUGUCUUCAUUGGGACCUGGAAUAUGGGCGCUGCUCCUCCCCCAAAGAAGAUCACCUCGUGGUUUCUCUCCAAGGGGCAGGGGAAGACCCGAGAUGACACCGCUGACUACAUUCCUCAUGACAUCUACGUCAUUGGCACUCAGGAGGAUCCCCAAGGAGAGAAGGAAUGGCUGGAGACCCUGAGACAAUCCCUGCAGGAAAUCACCAGCAUCAGCUUCAAAGUGAUAGCAAUCCAUACCCUGUGGAAUAUCAGGAUUGUUGUACUGGCCAAGCCAGAACAUGAGAACCGGAUCAGCCACAUCUGCACAGACAACGUGAAGACAGGCAUUGCCAACACACUGGGUAAUAAAGGAGCUGUGGGGGUGUCGUUCAUGUUUAAUGGAACCUCCUUUGGGUUUGUUAACAGCCAUUUGACUUCAGGAAGUGAAAAGAAACACAGACGCAACCAGAACUACACGAGCAUCCUGCGCUUCCUGACGCUGGGAGAUAAGAAACUGAGUCCGUUUAACAUCACUCAUCGCUUUACUCACCUCUUCUGGCUGGGAGACCUGAACUACCGCGUGGAGCAGCCCCCAACGGAAGCAGAGAAUAUUAUCCAGAAGAUCAGGCAGCAGCAAUAUCCGGAGCUGCUGGCUUUCGACCAGCUUCUCAUAGAGAGAAAGGACCACAAGGUGUUCCUGCAGUUUGAGGAAGAAGAGAUUACUUUCGCUCCCACCUACCGUUUUGAAAGGGGGACCCGAGAGAAGUAUGCUUACACCAAGCAGAAAGCAACAGGGAUGAAGUACAAUUUGCCAUCCUGGUGUGAUCGAGUGCUCUGGAAAUCAUACCCCAUGGUGCACGUUGUGUGUCAGUCCUAUGGCUGCACCACCGACAUCACCACCAGUGACCACAGCCCUGUCUUUGCCACCUUUGAAGUGGGAGUGACCUCACAGUUUGUUUCAAAGAACGACUCCAAGUACAUGAACACCCAAGGGGAGAUAGAGUUCCUGCACUGCUUCGCUACGCUGAAGACCAAGUCUCAGACCAAGUUCUACAUUGAAUUUCACUCCAGCUGCUUAGAAAGCUUUGUAAAGAGCCAGGAAGGAGAAAAUGAGGAUGGAAGUGAAGGGGAGCUUGUGGUCAAGUUUGUGGAUGCUCUUCCAAAGCUGACUCCAAUUAUUUCAGACCCAGAAUACCUUCUGGAUCAACACAUCCUGAUCAGCAUUAAGUCAUCAGACAGUGAUGAAUCUUAUGGGGAAGGCUGCAUUGCCCUGCGAAUAGAAGCAACAGAAUCCUUAGUUCCUAUCCAUACUGUGCUGACACACCAUGGUGAGAAAACAGGGGUCUUCCAAGGUGAAAUCAAGUUACAAACAUCACAAGGAAAACAAAGAGAGAAACUGUAUGAUUUUGUCAAGAUUGAACGUGAUGAAAUUGCUGGGCAGAAACCAAAGAACACGAACAACUUAGAGCUGAACAAAGACAGCGAUCAGCUUAGCAGAAAAUCAAAAUCUACUCAUCUGAUGGCCAAAGAGGCUGCAGCCAUUGCUCGCUAUAGGGGGAAUGCUUCCUCUUCUCCAGACAGCCUGGCAAAGGAGGAUAUGUUACGCUGCACUCCCACAGACAUCAGCAACCCCAACUACCUGGGGAUGGCUGCUUUCCCUCAGCAACCAUUUGCUGCCAGCCAGCUGAAGCAGGCACCGUCACCAGACCAGCCAUCCUCUCUCUGGAACUACGAGCAGCAGCCCAAAGACAGCAGCUCUGUCAUGGGACAGAGAGAGUCAUCCUCCACAUCGCCCUCCUUGUCCCCUCUGUCUCCAAAACCACCUCUGCAGACUCCAGUGAACAGAAGCAUCUGUAAUAGGAGUCAGGAGCACCUGCCACCUGACCUGGGGAAGAACAUGGCAGAGCCUUUGCUUCAAGAAGAGGGACAGCAAAAGCCAGAGAUGUUUGAGAACCCCCUGUAUGGUUAUACGGCCUCUAAGGGCAAGGCGGCACCAAAGAAAGAGCAGGACUACCCCAAGGCCUCGCGAAAAGAGCAGCUACCACUGCCUGAGCAGAGCUUUCACCUCACGAAGUCACAGGAGCCAGAGGGCAGCAAGAGCUCCAGCAAACAGCCAUCGCCGCCCUUCCUGGUCCCCACGCAGCGCUUUCGCUCCUACACCUGCUCCAGCCAGUCUGAAGAAAAGAAUAUGGGCGAAAAGACUCAAGGCAAACCAAAGGCGGCUGCGUCGUCCGAAAACUCAGCGCUGCUCAAAAAAUCGGUCAAGCCAUUGAGGUCUGAGGUCAGCCCGGGUGUCCAAGGACAGCUCAGCAGGCCACCCCUGCCCUCCAAGAGCCGGGCAGUGCUGGACAUGCAGAGCUCCAAGGGCCGAGACUACCGGGACAGUUCUGAGCUGCCGCACGCCGGCAAGCAUCGGAUAGAAGAGGGACCGCUCGGCAGGACAGCCACACCGUGAAAGCAACGUGGCAGAUGGCACUCUGGGAAGAGACCUGAUGGGAAGAAAGAUGGAGAUUACCGCCUUGUUCGCACUGAAAACCUCUGGUCUGGUUCUACAGAGACUGGGGGUCUUUAUUUCUGAGAGUGUAUCUCUCUAUGAUAAUGAAAGUGUUCUCGCUGAGAAGUUUAGCCUGUGUUGCUCAGACCAAGAGGGGCCAGGACCACCGACCCAAGUUAGCCUUCUGUCACUAUGGUACUCCCAUUAAGAGGCAGGUGGCUAAGCACACACAUUAGCAAAUGUUUUGGAAAAAGAGGAAGGUACGGUGUGAGGACCAGGAGAUGGAAGGGGGGGUGUAUUUAGAGAACCCCUUUUUUUACAAAAGCAAUUUUCUUUUGUUCUGUGCUGCAGCAUUCCUAAUAAAGAGUGAUAUGUAAAAGAAAGCAUUCUGAAAGCGGUACAGCUCCAGAGUAUGUCAAAUCUGUGCAGUAGGGAGUUAGGGGAGGGUGGGAAAAGUGUUCUAAUAACAGAUAUUGAUGAAUGUCACACACUGCCAGUGGAGCCAGCUUUGCUUCUUGUGUGAGCUUGCAGGCUGCAUCUGUGCAUCCAUGCAGAGGGUGAGGGCUGGCCCUUGGCACGGUAGCUCCUUUUCCCAUCCCCCCCUUUUUUUCCUAGCAGAUAGUGUUUUUAUACCCCUAAGAAACAAAGGGAAAUGUCAAAACUACGUGCAGAAAUGGGAAGGAAUAGGCAAGGUCUAUAUGCAGCCCAGGAGUAUAGCUGCCUAAUGGGGAGGCAGCCAUCCCGGCCUUCACUAUGGCAAACACUCUGCUCUUGGAGGACACUGGCUGGCUGGUUUUGUAGCAUUCUUAAUAGAUUAAUGCUGACCUUACCGUACACUUUUGUUCAUUGUUGGAGAAUGAAUAAUGUUAACAUAAUUGUGAUUUCUGUUAUAUUCGUGUCAAGUAUUAAUGCGGUGGUUGCAAUUGGGCGAUGCCCGUUUGUGACUUAAUCAUUGCUCUUGUUUCCAUGUUGAUUACUUAAAAAUAAUAAAAUAGUCACUUUUCUGAUCGUUCUUUGCUGCGAAUUCAGAGCUACCGGCCAGCUUCAUUUUGGAGCUAUCAGUAGGCCAUGCCCCAAAGGAACACCGACUGCACUGAGGUGUGCUGGGAGGCUGCAGUAGUGCUGUCCCAGUAGUGCCUCUGGGAUGCAUUCAUCUGUGUGCACUGAGCCUUUGUGGGCACGGCUGGCUUAUUGUGGCACCUGUUAGCAGGUACAGUUCUUAAUUGUAUGAGUAUAGAGAGCUUUGCCUUUAUACUGAGCACUGAAAUUGUACUGGGAUAGGAGAGAAUUGGUUAGAAAUUGGGAGAAUGGGUGGGAGAGGACACUGUGUAGGUACAAAGCUUUUACAAAGGGAUUUUCCCCCAUGCGGGUUGCGCUUUCAGGGCAUUGUUAGUGAGAUGUCUGGCUGUCUCAUUGCACUGUAGGUUAGAUAGUCCACGAGCUUACAUUCCUCUUGCUUUGUUCAACAGAAUCUUUCCUGUGUAGUUCCCACAAUUCAACACCUGUGGCAUUUCCCUGGCCCUGUGGAGGGGGGUUCCCUUUUCUAUUCCAAAUACCAGAAGAACUCAUACAGCCACUGAAUAAACCUUGCUGGGGCCGCUGAGCUUUCUAUCCAAUGUGAAACUUUAAACCAGGUCCCACUGAUUCUGUGGGAUGCUCAUGUAUGUUUGGAGAUAGAAACGUGACCGAUUUUCUAUGAGAAGCUUUUAACUUCUCAAUCAUGAGACCGACUCAGCUUGUGAUUGAGGUGUUUUUCCACCGACUUCCUAAGCUGUAAAAAAGAGAGUAUGUUCCUCAACGUUUGUAAAAUAACUGCUUGCUAUAAAGCAAGGAUAAUUUCUUACAAAAUUAUUCUCCUAAUUGGAAACGCUGUUUAAACUUGGCCCAGGUUUGCAGAUAAGCAGUUUGAGAACACAGUUGUAUUACCAAGACAUAAUAUAAAACCCAGGCUCUUCAUUUCGCUUGUCCAUAUGGCCAGGCAAGAAGAGAAGCUCUCUGCAAAGCUGUCAGAAGAAAGCAUGUGUUACUGUGCAGAAGUUAAGAGUUAUCACUUGUAGCUCCACAGAAAGCCCGAGACACAGUUCUCGUGCUUUUGGUUUGGUUGGUUGGCUUUUAUUAUCUUUCCCAGUCUCUGUGCCCAUCUCUUGAACCAAAUGAAACUGGCUGGGCCUGAACUCAAGCUGCUUUCUGCCCAUACGUCCCUGAUUCCAGGACUCCCUUUGGACAAAGCAGGCACAUUUUUCACAUUUUUUUCUGCACGCUGUUGUAAUCUACUGUUUUUGUACAAGAGGUACAAGUGGAAGACAAGAAGGGAAGGGUAUGAACUGUCACAAUACCUAUCUGUAACCUUCCUGCGUCCUUUAUUUUAAGUUCUUAGAAUAGCUGCUGUCUUGGUGUACUUAUUUCCAUGGAGACCCAGAUGUCAGAAAUGUUUUAAUUGCCUGGCUGCAGCACGUAGUGUUGUAGAACAUGGUGACUUCUUAGCACCAGGUUUCCUGCCUGCGCCUGAUACAUCUAACACAGGUUUGCUUGUCCUCUUGGCUGUGAAAUCAUCACAGGGCGAUGCGAAAGCUUCUUCUAAAAUGCUGUAAUGGCAAUUUAUUUCCAUCCUGGUGAAGGUGUAGGGUCUCACAGGAAAUGGCCUGUGGAGGGAUGAAAAUAGGGGAAGGAAAAAAAGAAACGUGAGUUAUUCACCCCAAAAUAUCAAGGGGGUAGUUUUGACAUGGUUAGAAAUGAUGUUGCUUAGGCCUCUAGUCUGCUGGGGCCAAAGGAAACUUCUACUAAAGAUAUUGCCAUGUUUCUGCUGGUUUUUGGCAGUUCCUAUUACAUUAGUCCGUAUCGUAAUUGAAGGAGGUAUUCUCCAGAAUGAACUGACUUCUCCUACAUACAGCUCCAUAAUAAUAGGACAUUCUAAAGGCUGAGCUAUUUGUGUGUGAUUAACCAGUAGGUGCCAGGAAUUGUUUCCUGGCCAAGGUGAUCCAGUGCAAUUCCCAGAGAUCUCUUAACCAAUGGCUCAAGACGGCAACAGACGGAACUGCACAAUAUCCAAACACUUAUUUGCUAUUUCCCUCAUCUCUGCCUGAGUGAAAUCCACUUCCCACUUUAGGACAUAGGAGGGGACUCCACCCCUCCCUCAGCUGUUGCUCCCCCUGACUACAACACAAAUAAGAGAUGCAGCAGGUGGACUGUGCAUUCGGAAAGCUGGGAUGACAGUGAGAGCUUCUGCUGAGCUGCAGUAAGAAUCAGCAAUGUGGUGCCACGAUACUCACCAGCUGCAUCUGCACGACGCUCAUUUUGUUGAGGACAAAAUAUGUAAUGAAGGACUUAAUGGCUUUCUCUAAUUCCUGCACGUAGCUGAAGCAAGAGGCAAGUUCAGCUGGAGCUGCGUCUCACCCAGCUGCUCACAUCUGCCACUCCGGGUCCUACUGUCACCAGCGUGCUCCUGCGAGUGCUCCUUGAGGGGAUCAUUAUGCAACAGCAACAGGAUGCAAACAGUCCUUCCAACACGCCGCGUUUCCCCACUGUAGAAGAGGUGUUAGCUGUGGAGGUACGCGAUGUUCUUUCUAUAUAUAUAAGCAAACCUCAGAUUAUUAUUCACAUGAAUAUGAAAAAGAUCUUCCUCGCUCCACAGUGCGCAUGGCGUUGUUUCAAACGCGGCUCUUGGCAAGAAGUAUUUUAGGAUUGCAUUUGUAUCAAGACUUCUGAAGUCCUUCACAAAUUCUUUCACGGCUAAAUCCCAGGUUGAUGGAUGAGACAUUUCUUUUUACCUACUGCAAUUUGCUUCACUUUUUGUGAUGCGUAAUGAGAUAAAAUGUUACCAGAGGAGUGUUUGAUCUCAUUAUGCAUCCCCGAAUUUCUCUGAGCCUCUGUUCUCAGUUCAUUACCACGAUCCUGCUUUAUUAAUUUUAUUUACAGAUCAUCUCUGUAUUAGCUCCCAAGGCAACUAAACAAAGGGUGCAUUAGACAUGGAAGGUUUAAUUCAGCUCUGCAGAACCAUCCGCUGGUUUACAGUGUCAUGUGUGUGAAGCCGGGGUUUAUUUUUGUCCCAAUUCUGCUUUAUUUGAUUUUGGCCUCCUCUAAUGAUGAAUAAAAUAAAGCUUUGUCCAAAGAGA
Meleagris gallopavo (turkey) is the source of this 7589-nucleotide messenger RNA. The record is from RefSeq and is a predicted model, not a curated record. NCBI's taxonomy places the organism in Eukaryota, Metazoa, Chordata, Aves, Galliformes, Phasianidae.